CAACAACAUCCAAUUCACUCAUGAUCACUUCCUCUCAUCAUUUGUCUUCAUUGCCAGCAUGACCGUCCAGCAUCAUCUGCGACCUUUAAGACUGGGAGAAUCCCAAUGGCUGUUCGAUCUCGACGAGCUGGAGAUGAAGACACCUUCGAGGGAUGCUGGCUUCUCCUUCGACCAGGAGCUCGAGGCGCGUAAACAGACCAUCCUCUUUAUGCGUAGCUUGUGGCUGAGAGUGGCAGCUAAACUUCACGAGACAGACCCCGAGGUCACUCCCGGCAAGGCCGUGAUUACUCUGGGUGCUAUCUUGGUGCACCGCUUCUACAUGCGGCGCUCAGUAGGCGACUUCUCCCCCUCAAUCCUUGCACCUGUGAUCCUGUUUCUUGCCUCCAAGGUCGAGGAGGCGCCGCUCAAGCUACGGCAUAUCAUCAAUGCCUGCCUCGCGAAAUUCGAGCCCGGUGCACCACUCUGGGAACCGUCUAACAGCGAGGACGUUAAUCCCCAGCCCCUCGAGUACCGAAGGUGGGAGAAGGAGAUUCUCGCGACUGAGGAAGUGGUCGUUGAGGCAUUGUGUUUCGACUUUGCGGUCGAUCAGCCAUGGCCUAUCCUCCGCGCCGCCAUCCGCGGCAUCGAUGGCUUGUGGGCCAACCAGGGCGGAGAGGAGUCCAAUGGCAUGGCGAGCCAUCGUCUCACUGAGGAGAUCAUCAUCGAGCUGGGAUGGGCGAUGCUUAAUGAGGGUUAUCUUUCCCCACUGCCGGUCCUGUAUCGGCCCGAGUACACUGCCUUCGCUGUGUUUACUCUCAUCCUUGCUCUGGUCGAGCAGAUGUCUCUGGACGAGGCAAGGGCUGCUGCCAUGGAGCUUGCGGGGCGAUUUGGGCUUGACAUUCCGUGGAGAGACAUCGCCAUGGGCGACGUCGAGCCGAGCGCGGAGGAGGAGUACGCGCAAGGUGAGGCGUGAGCGAUCGCCGGCUGGCUGAUUCCAGGGGCGAUCAACCAGUACCUCAAGUACUGCCAGGAGGGCAUCAUCGAUCCAGAGCUUGCGCUUAUGAUUGACG
Messenger RNA from Cutaneotrichosporon oleaginosum, 1049 nucleotides. RefSeq lists its product as uncharacterized. Lineage: Eukaryota; Fungi; Basidiomycota; Tremellomycetes; Trichosporonales; Trichosporonaceae. The record is from RefSeq and is a predicted model, not a curated record. Gene Ontology annotation, molecular function: cyclin-dependent protein serine/threonine kinase activator activity. Gene Ontology annotation, biological process: regulation of transcription by RNA polymerase II; positive regulation of DNA-templated transcription, elongation. Gene Ontology annotation, cellular component: nucleus; cyclin/CDK positive transcription elongation factor complex.